AACUAUGAUGACAGUUGAGGAACUAGCGCCUAUCGAAGGCUUGAAUGACACCCAAGGAGGAUUUUUGCGACUACUAUCUGCCGUGACAUUUGCUAGCGUUAAGCAUAAAGACCAGCGAAGGAAAGACAAAGAUUCAACACCAUACAUUAACCACACGCUGGGUGUUGCUCAGAUAUUGGCACAGAGUGGUCAUGACGACUUAGAGACACUUCAAGCGGCAAUUCUACACGAUACUAUAGAGGAUACCAACACCAGCUUGCAAGAAUUGCAACACUACUUUGGCAAUAAAGUCGCGUCUAUUGUUCUUGAGUGUACAGAUGACAAAGGUUUGCCAAAAGCUGCCAGAAAGCAAGCACAGAUCAACAAAGCAAAGAGUGUGUCUUUAGAAGCUAAGCGCGUAAAACUUGCUGACAAAUUAUACAAUCUGCGUGAUUUACAGAGAAGUGCACCAACUAACUGGUCAACAUCUAGAAUCAAGGAAUAUUUCAUUUGGGCACGUAAGGUAACAAGUCAGAUUGAAGACGCAUCGCAUGUAAUUUCAAGAAACCUCAAUGAAGUUUAUGAAGCAGGACGCUUUACGAAAGAUGGAGAAAUUCAUUUUUGUAUAGAUAAAUAGAACGUUAAAUUUUUCAUUUUCGUAUCUUAAAACCUUUUUAUGCAGGUAAUUCAAACUUCUGACCCUUAAUAACCUUAGUGAAGUAAAUGUAGAAGAAAUCGGCAUAUAAUGCGGUUUGGACGAGACCUGAAAUGAUUGCGAUUGGGUCAACGAAGGAUUCAGUUGCGUAUCUGUAGAUCCAGUUUGGUAUGUAGAGUGCUCUAUAUGCGCCCAAAGCGAAUAAGUAGUGAGUUGUGAUUGUUUCAGCUUCGCCUGUUCUUUGUAACAAGAACAAUUGUGGGAGGAUUGCAACGGAUUCCAAGUAAAUUGAGAAGGCCCACAAGACUUCACUUAACCAAGCAUCCUUAUCGGCGUAGUUGAAGAUAAGUGAUAAUAAAAUGGAAGGUACUAUAAUGUAAGGUAAGCUAAGGGUGUCAAUUGAAGGAUCCAUUGUUGGUCUAAACUUGAAUUUCAUCAAGUAGAGAGUAUAUGAUGAGCUAGCGAUGAAGAAUAGUUUCAUUAGGCUAUUGUAUAAAGACACGUAAGUCCAAAACAAGUCUAAAUAUCUCGAAAGGAAGACGAUAACGUAUAGUAGUUGAGAUUUAUAUGAUAUACCUCUGCAUGACCUCGAUUGUUGUAUCUUGUGUAUUAAAAUGAGUAUACUAGUAAGAUGUGAUAAAUCACCUAAAAAUCUAAAUAAAUUCAUCUUUAAGGU
Molecule: messenger RNA, 1310 nt
Organism: Wallemia mellicola CBS 633.66
Lineage: Eukaryota; Fungi; Basidiomycota; Wallemiomycetes; Wallemiales; Wallemiaceae
Product: HD-domain/PDEase-like protein
Exons: 7
Coding region: 5-616 (203 amino acids)
Molecular function (GO): guanosine-3',5'-bis(diphosphate) 3'-diphosphatase activity
Source: RefSeq, a predicted model, not a curated record